This is a messenger RNA of Haliotis rubra (blacklip abalone), 2906 nucleotides long. Its product is annotated as protein O-mannosyl-transferase TMTC4-like. The transcript has 17 exons. Gene Ontology annotation, cellular component: endoplasmic reticulum. NCBI's taxonomy places the organism in Eukaryota, Metazoa, Mollusca, Gastropoda, Lepetellida, Haliotidae. Gene Ontology annotation, biological process: endoplasmic reticulum unfolded protein response; protein O-linked glycosylation via mannose. Bases 193 to 2523 code for a protein of 776 amino acids. Gene Ontology annotation, molecular function: mannosyltransferase activity; protein binding. The record is from RefSeq and is a predicted model, not a curated record.
CAAUGUUUCUAUUGUCCAAGAGGCACACGGGAAGUGGGGCGUUUUGACAGCAAGCAGGUAUUUUGAAGCAGAGCAGGUGUACAAGGAUACCAUGACAAGUACGUGUUGAGACACAAGCGUACACCCUUCUGAAGCCUUACACUGGGUAGCAAGGGCAUAUCAACCCAGCAGACAGCGACAAGGCCUAAAUCAAUGUUCUCCAAGGUCAAUGGAGUUGUAAAUGACAUCCGUCCACGUUGGGAUGAUGUGCUGCCUGUACCCAAACUCAGAUUCUCUGUGGCAUCUGUCCUCGUCUUCUGUCUGGCGGUGCUGUGUUUUGCGAACAGUUAUGACGGGGAAUUUGUUUUUGACGAUUACUUUGCCAUCACCACCAACAAAGACGUGCUUCCAGAGACCCCGCUAUCCACCGUUUUCGCUCAUGACUUUUGGGGGGCGCAGUUGGAGGAUGGAAGCCACAAAUCCUACCGACCCCUCACAGUGAUGACUUUCAGGUGGAGCUACUCAUGGGCGGGUGGACUACAUCCUCGGGGCUUCCACGUUGUCAACAUCGUCCUGCACGGCUUGGUGUCGGUCAUCUUCCUGGCAGUAUUCUCUGUCCUCAUGUCUGGUUACCAGGUGGACCAGGAAUCUGCCAGGCCGGUGUUUGCCUCGCCCCGAGCUGCUCUCCUGUGUGCUGUAUUGUUUGCUGUGCAUCCAGUUCACACUGAGAGUGUAGCAGGGGUCGUGGGUCGGGCAGACCUGCUGUGUGCCUUGACCUUCCUUCUAUCAUUCUUGCUGUACGCCAGGGCCUGCCUCUCAUCUUCAUGCUUGGUCAGCUACUGUUCCGAGUCCUUCUCCCUGGUGUCUAUACUGGCCAGUAUGUGUCUAUGUUUUGUCAGCUACCGUCCCGAGUCCUUCUCCCUGGUGUCUAUACUGGCCAGUAUGUGUCUGUGUGUCGUGUCCACCUUCUGUAAGGAGCAGGGCAUCACUGUCAUAGGUGUGUGCAGCGUGUUUGACGUCAUCGUUGUGUGUAGGGUGGAUCCGUUUCGCUGGCUUGGGUUGAAGAAACAGGAUUCUGAAGACAGGAUUAGCAACGUCAAGAAACAGCGUCGUCCCUACCCUUGGCUGAAGGCACUCGUCACACGUCAGCUCAUCUUGUUCCUGACUGGCAUCUCUCUCAUCGUGUCACGGCUGUGGAUAACGGGAUCAGCGCCCACAUUCUUAGUCAAAGACAAUCCACAUUCCUUUGUCGAGGUCACGUUCUACAGAGCUUUAAACUACAACUACCUCUAUGCCAUCAACACCUGGCUGCUUUUAAACCCAUGGUGGCUGUGUUGUGAUUGGUCGAUGGGCUGUAUACCUGUCAUCACCUCAUUGGCUGAUCCCAGAAUCCUGGCGGACGUACUUCUCUGGGCUGGGUUUGGGGUUUUAGCCUUCCAUUGUUAUCAUGGCCAACUUACAAAUGAUCGCAGGAUCCUGAUAAUGUCCCUGGCAGUGUUGGGAGUUCCCUUCCUGCCAGCCAGCAACCUGUUUUUCCGUGUGGGCUUCGUGAUCGCAGAGAGGAUUCUGUACCUGUCCUGUGCUGGCUUCUGUAUGUUGGUGGUGCUCGGGGUCAGACAGAUCUGUCUUCAUGCCCAUUCAACAACCAAGAAGCUUCAACUCAGGAUCGGGGAACUGAAUGAUGCUCUCAACAAUAAAGACUUUGCAGUGGAGAAAUACAGACUGACCAUGACAUUGAAUCCUCCCCAGCAAAUAGCAAUGAUUAAUUUGGCCGCCAUAAUGAAAGACAGAGGGAACGUCCAUGAGGCGGAGCAGCUGCUGGAGCGGGCUGUCAAUGUCAGCUCAAGUGUGCAGGGAAAAUCUUGGACCGACAAAGCCAUGACUAACCUCGCCCUCAUCCGAAUGAGCAAGGGAGACAAUCUGGGUGCGGAACGUUUGCUUGAAGGAGCUGUCAGCCUAAGAUCGGACAACACAGAGGCUAUGAUGAACCUGGGCGUAGUUAGAGCAAAGAUGAAGAAGAAUGCGCUGGCUGAAGCAAGUUUUCUUCAAUCCAUCCAGCAUAACCAGACAUGCUCAGACUGCUAUUAUAAUCUGGGUAACCUGUAUCGAGACGCAGGCCGCAGUGAUGAAGCGAUCAGGGCCUGGCAGAAUGCAACGACAGCCAACCCUGCACACGUCAGCGCAUGGAGAAACCAUCUCUUCUUUCUCCAUGAUCUCGGGAGGUACGAGCUUGCUAUAGCAGUUGGUAAAGAUGCUCUGAAGGCACUUCCUGGCGAUACUGAUCUGAUGUUCCAUCUGGCCAAUACUUACAUCAUGGUGGAUAAGUUCCAGGAAAGUGAGGACCUGUUCCUGGCUGGACUACAGAUAGACCCACACAGCGCCAAGUUCCAUCACAACCUAGGUGUAUUAUAUCAUCGAUGGGGAAAGAAUGAGAAAGCCGAGGCCGCCUUUACCCGGGCUGUAGAGCUUAACCCAGGUGACGCGACGUAUGUUAAAAAUCUUCAACUGCUGCAGAAGAAAAUGGGAAAGUUAAGUAAAGCCUAGAUGUCUGUGUGCAUAUGAGGACAUAGGAAACAACAGUGAAAUAUAGACCAUGACCUGUCCUGUCAGUUGGUUUCCUUAGAAGCUCUAAUUCCACCUGUUUCCCAGGUCAGAGAAACACGUAACAUUUCGAGGAUUGUAGCCAUAUGUUUCCUAAGUGAGAGGACAAUGCGUCAACAUGUCGAAGUCCGUCACCAUCUGUUUCCCGAGUUCAGGGCAAUGAAUCAAGGUUUAUGAUGACUUGAAGACAAACGUGGACCAAAAUCACCAGUCUGUCAGGAUUCAUAAUAUACUCAUGGAAACUAAUGAGGGAACACAUGAAAGUACAACUGAUCCUUUCUUCAUUCCCAGAAUUUCACCAACAGUGCAAUACAAACCUUGUGAAG